Symbiodinium pilosum is the source of this 2697-nucleotide messenger RNA. Lineage: Eukaryota; Dinophyceae; Suessiales; Symbiodiniaceae. The record is from the annotation of a GenBank genome assembly.
GCUGUGGCCGGUGUGGCUUCCUUGGGCACCAUGCUUUACACGCAGAUGGUGCAGAACGACUUGUGGGCCUGCGCCGUUUGUGCAGCCUGCGCUGGGCUAAUGUGGCUCGUCGACGAGGCCAUCGCUCUCUUCCUGUCCCUCACCUUCGUCUCAGUGGCGGCCAAUUGGGCCCUGCUGCGGAUCGGAGCUGUGGACCCUACUGUUGCGCAAAGCCUGCUGCUGUGCACGGCCGGUGUGGCAGUGGCACUGCUUUGGCUGGUACAUCCGCCGUGGGCAGCCUUCUUUGCUGGACUUCUGAUGUGCUGCGCCAUAUGCUACCUCAUGUCGCGACAGAACUACGCUGCUGUCCUGGUGGGUCGCUUUCUCCUGCUUGUAGCAUUUGGAGUGCUCAUCUUCAGCUAUUCCCAGGUAGACCCACAAUUCACCAUCGCCUUGGGCGUGGUGCUGCUCCUCCAGAUCUUGGGAAUUCUCGUCUCAUGGGUGUUGGAGCAACGCCGGCAGCAGCGCCGAGUUGCUCUACCCUUCCUGACCAGGUGGCGCUGGCAGCGUGGAGAGGUUGGUCUAUUCUCCAGCGAGCUGCCAGAGGUGGAGGCCGGCCAGACCCAGGCCACUGAGACCCGGGCUGCCCAGACACAGCAGCCGAGGGAACAAGAGUGGCCCGUGGCUGCGGAGGUCCAUGCGCAAGCGUCGGUGUGCAGCACCUCUGCGUCGGCUGCAAGUUCAGGCCAGCGACCUCCAACGACGCCCAUAGUCACAGUCAUGCAGCCGGGUGUUUCCUUCCGCUUGGAGGAGGUCGGCUUCGAGCUGCCUGAUGGGAAAAAGCUACUCAAGGACAUCGACUUUACGAUUGCAGCGGGUCGACGUGUGGCCGUCAUGGGACCAUCGGGCAGUGGCAAGACAACCUUGCUAGGGGUGCUUAGUGGCCGUGCCUCCUACGGGCGCGUCUCUGGGAAGCUGACGGUGGGUGGCAGGUCUGCUGACGAUCUCAGGUUUCUGCAGCACGUCACUGGCUUCGUGCCACAGGAUGACGUCCUCCACGGCGAGCUCACAGUUGCCGAGAACUUGCGAUUCCAGGCUUCUUUGAGGCUCCCGGCAGGGCGCACGCGCGAGGAGGUGGAUGCCUGUGUGACAGCUGUCGCGAAGGAUCUGAACCUUAGCAGCCUCUUAGACGCGAGGGUGGGCACCCCUGAGAGACGUGGAGUGUCUGGGGGGCAGAGGAAACGGGUCUCAAUUGGCAUGGAGCUAGUUGCGCAGCCCCUCCUCCUCUUCGCAGACGAGCCAACCAGUGGGCUGGACAGUACCACUAGCCACGAGGUUGUUCGUUGCCUUAAUGGCGCUGCUGCAAGGCUCAAUUCCACGGUUGUUGCUGUGAUCCAUCAGCCACGCUACGAGACUCUGCGGCUGUUCGACGACCUCGUGCUGCUGGCGUAUGGUGGUUGCUUGGUUUAUGCUGGGCCAACAGAGGCUGCAGUGGAGCACUUCAAGACACGCUUGCACGUGACGUUCACGCAGAACACCAACCCGGCAGACAUUCUGCUGGAUGCAAUCCAGCCACCGAACGCUGACCCUGAGGUCUGCGCCAGCGCCUGGAAGUCCUGCGCAGCCCUGCAGGAGAAGCCAGAGCAGACAAUCCUGCCAGCGAGUGUGUUCCGUCGCACCCGGCAGCCUUUCUUCCGUGCAGUCCUCAUUUACAUGGACCGGUCCAUGCUGCAAACGAUCAGGGCGUACAUGUCCUUGGCCAUCAACUACACCCUGUGUUGCGUGGCAGUGCUGCUCCUGUGCAUGAUCCUGAAUUACGACCGGCUGGACCAGUUCUUCAUGCAAUCAGCGCUAGCCGCCCUCUUUCUCAUGCUGCUGCAGGGAGUCGCUGCACAGCAGGUCUUCGGGGCCGAUUUGCUCACCACUUGGCGGGAAGCCAGGGUCGGGAUGCCUAUGGUCGCAUAUUUUGUGGCCAAAGAUUUGACAGCCUGCGUCGAGGUCACGCUGUCGUCCGCAGUCUUCGCUGCCGCUUACGGCUAUGCGAGCGGCAGCCAGAUCUCCUUGUGCCAGCUCUUCGCAGGAUCCUGGGCAUUUGUGUUUGCUGUCUUCGGCCUGAACUACAUUUUCAGCAUCAUCCUUUCACCAGGUGCUGCGCAGAUGAGCGCAGUUGUCACGUCGUUCCUCUCCUUUUGCACCGCGGGCGUCUACCAGCCACAGCUGAACGAGAUGGCCGGCAUGUUCAACGGACGAGGUUGGAUGGUGCCUGCUUUGAGUCCCGUUCGAUGGCUCUGGGGGUAUCUCCUCACAGCUGAGGUUCCCAACUUGACGCCGCUUACGUUGAAAGGAGCAGCGGGGCAGCUGGCUAGCAAGGGCUACAAUGUCGACUACGUGUACGACUGCAAGAACUCGAUGGUCGGCGUCCAGGACCAAUCAGUCAGAACUCUCCAAGAGGCUUGGCUCGACGACAGAGGUUGGGUCUGUUCUACUGCGCCGCUGCUGCUCCUGGGGAUUCUCUUCCGCUUCCUUGCAGGAUGUUGCUUGUUGCUGUACGUCAGUGCACAGACAAGUGGCUGGGCGCGCUUCUUUGGACAGUCAGAGUUGGGUGCAUGGAAGUUGGCCGGCCACUUCUUCAAGCUUCUAGUAGGUUCAUUCCUGAUUAUCUUCCUCUUUGCUGAGGUUUGGAUCUUCGGAAGCCUUCAUUUGGAACUGCAUCUGAAG